Molecule: messenger RNA, 3331 nt
Organism: Amphiprion ocellaris (clown anemonefish)
Lineage: Eukaryota; Metazoa; Chordata; Actinopteri; Pomacentridae
Exons: 5
Coding region: 2124-3011 (295 amino acids)
Biological process (GO): arachidonate secretion; lipid catabolic process; phospholipid metabolic process
Molecular function (GO): phospholipid binding; calcium ion binding
Source: RefSeq, a predicted model, not a curated record
GGUAUUCAUGUUCACAGUCAUAAGAAACCAAAAUCUCCCACAGCCUGCUUUUAUAGAGGGAAGAGAAAACAGAGUGAUACGAUAACAACAAAGGGGCGGGAGCUUAAAAUAUGGAGUUACUCUCUAUGCAACAUGUAAUCACUCUGUAAGACCAGAGCAUUUCCCUUUGCUGUAAUGACUUUGCUUCGAUGUUUUCAUGUCAUGCUUCUUAAAUCUACAUUCAAUAUGCUGCAUUUGUCUAAACGUGUUUGUUUUUACUGAAAAAGACUUCAUAUCCGAAACAUACGAGUAAUUCAGGAAACAAAAACACUGAGAGACAUGAUUAAAAUGAGCAUCAUCUCAAUAAAGUACAACAGCAAAAUACUCUCUGCACGUUUAAACAUUGGCAAUAAUAAUCCAGUAAUGUAAUAUGUAACAGUAGCACUCAGAGGAGUCAUAUUUCAUCAUUAUCAGCACUUUUACUGUAGGCAUGUCUGAUACCUUUACUCAAGGGGCAUUUUUUAAGCAACACUUUUACUUUGGAGUAUUUUUAUGUAUUCCUGUUUGGGGUGUUGCACCAUAGGGAUACUGACAAUCCAUCCAUCAUCUAUACACUGCUUAAUCCUCAUUAGGGUCGUGGGGAGCUGGAGUCUAUCUCAGGGUGAAGGCAGGAGACACCCUGGACAGGUCACCAGUCUAUCACAGUGCUACAUGAACAGACAAACAAUCACACUCACAUUCACACCUACUGACAAUUUAGAAUUACUAAUUGAUCUCAGCAUGUUUUUGGACUGUGGGAGGAAGCUGGAGAACCCAGAAAAAAAAAUACACAUGCACAGGGAGAACAUGGAAACUCCAUGCAGAAAGAUCCCAGGCGCAGGCUGGGAUCUGUGAACUGGGGAUCUUCUAGCUGCAAGGUGAUGGUGCUAACCAGUCCAGUUAUGGUACUGGCUCUCUCUCUACCUCCAUACAUUUGUAGUUUCAGUAUGAUUCAUUUGGUAAAAAUGAUACCAAGCACGCAAUAAAUAAAGAUGAUUUAACUGAUUGCAUUGUUAUUAUUAUUGUUUCACUGAUUGCAAAAAUAUCAUGGAUUGUUUUGGCUAUGAUAAUCAUGUAGUGAAAGUCAUCAUAGCCCUAUUUGCAGUACUUGUACAGUGUCUCUCCAAGGAGUAGCAGUAAAAACACAAUAUGAACAGGAAGGCUGACACCUCUAAAGAGCAACAUGUACCUUUUAAUGACGUCCAUUUUUACUUCCUCAGAUACUAGCUUGAUACAUAUAACUUCAUAUAAAACCUUAAAAUGCCAAAUUAAUUAUUCUCAAAAAUGUAUUUUUUAUAAGAUAUUGUAUUCACAUGAAGUUCAACAUGACACCCUCGAAAAAACACAUUUUGGACAUUUUUUUUCCUUCUCAAAGGCUGAUUGGCACAUUGACAAAUGACUUUUCACCUUUUCAGACAUUUUCUGAUCAGGUAUUCUGUUUGAUGUUGUCUUUCUGUGAACUCUGUGUUCCCUGUCUUGCAUUUCCCAAAACUGAAUUUAAAAUAACUUUACAAGAUACAGCUGUGUAAAUACACAACACUUGUUGCAGUUCCCAUGAUGUUCCACUGCACCAGCUGGAUGUAACCAGAUGGUUUAGAUGUUAACACAAAAGGAAAACUGUACUUGGCACAACAUGACACAAAAUGAAGUCAGCGUGUACAAAAUCAUUUGUGUAGUUUUAUGCUUGUGUGCAUAUGAUUAUGUAUUAUUUAAUGCAUAUACUACCAGUCAAACGUUUGGACACACCUUCUCAUUCAGUGCUUAUCAUUUAUUUGUAUUAUUUUCUACAUUGAUUAAUACUGAAGAUUAACACUUUUUGUUUACAUGUAUUAUUUUAUAGUUUUGAUGUGUUGAGUGCUAAUCUAGAAUGUAUAAAAUAAUUAAAUAACAACCAUUAAAUGAGAAGGUGUGUCCAAACUUUUGACUGCUAGUGUAAACUGUGUGUCCACCUGCGUGAACGUGAACACAACAUGGUUAUCCUUACACACAUGUUGCAUAAUGUAAAGUGAUCAGGUGACUGCUGGCAGUCAGUCAAAAAGGACCACCUCUCCCAGACAGAGUUCAUAUAAGGCUUUAGCCAUACGUUGGAGGUCUUCCCCACCAAAAUGCAUCUGACUCAUUCCCUCCUCGUCCUGCUCCUCAGCCACCCAGCCCUGUUGACUAAUCGAGCUCUGUGGCUGCUCAGGACGAUGAUCGUGUGCACUGUACCUGACAGCUGGCCAGUGCUGGACUCUGCUGGUCAGUGCUGGACUAUGCUGGUCAGUGCUGGACUAUGCUGGUCAGUGCUGGACUAUGCUGGUCAGUGCUGGACUAUGCUGGUCAGUGCUGGACUAUGCUGGUCAGUGCUGGACUAUGCUGGUCAGUGCUGGACUCUGCUGGUCAGUGCUGGACUAUGCUGGUCAGUGCUGGACUAUGGUGGUCAGUGUUGGACUAUGCUGGUCAGUGCUGGACUAUGCUGGCCAGUGCUGGACUAUGCUGGUCAGUGCUGGACUAUGCUGGUCAGUGCUGGACUAUGCUGGUCAGUGCUGGACUAUGCUGGUCAGUGCUGGACUCUGCUGGUCAGUGCUGGACUAUGCUGGUCAGUGCUGGACUAUGGUGGUCAGUGUUGGACUAUGCUGGUCAGUGCUGGACUAUGCUGGCCAGUGCUGGACUAUGCUGACUACGGCUGCUACUGCAGACUGGGAGGAUCUGGCACACCUGUUGAUGGCUUGGACAGCUGCUGUCAGGUCCAUGACCGGUGCUACAGUGAGGCCUUGCAGCAUGAGGAUUGCUGGCCCAUCCUGGACAACCCCUACACUGAAAUGUACAGUUACAGCUGUGAUAAAGCCAGCAAGACAGUCACCUGUCUGAGUGCAGUGAGAGAGAGAGACAGGAAACGGGAGAAGAGUCGGGGGAAGACAUGCAGCAAAGGGCCACAAGCGGGAAUCGAACCCGGGCCAGCUGCAUCGGGGACCAGCCCCUAUCACAACAAUCCUUGUGAGAAGUUCGUCUGAGUGGGACCGGAAAGCAGUCAUGCUUCGCCAAGGCAGAAUAUCAUGAAGAGCACGCCCACCUUCCUAGCGAUCGCUGCAAAUAAACUCAGGAGCACAGAGAUAUGCAGUCAGGAGGGACUUUUUGAGACAAGGUACUAAACAUAGCUGAAUCAAAUGUUACUCAGCUUGAAUACAGCAAACUUCCUGAGUAUGAACAUGGAUGAUUGUAAGAUGAAUCCAAGGGUGGGAGUUGCCAUAGUCAGGGAAGAAAUUCUCCGCCAGCACCGAGGAGUGUGUUGUUAUUGAUAAUCAAUAAAGGAGAACAAGUGUUAUUGUUUUCA